This is a messenger RNA of Trematosphaeria pertusa, 1337 nucleotides long. RefSeq names its product phosphomannomutase-like protein. Gene Ontology annotation, molecular function: phosphomannomutase activity. Gene Ontology annotation, cellular component: cytosol. Gene Ontology annotation, biological process: mannose metabolic process; GDP-mannose biosynthetic process; protein N-linked glycosylation. The transcript has 3 exons. Lineage: Eukaryota; Fungi; Ascomycota; Dothideomycetes; Pleosporales; Trematosphaeriaceae. Bases 328 to 1134 code for a protein of 268 amino acids. The record is from RefSeq and is a predicted model, not a curated record.
CCAUAACUUCAGCUGGUGCUUAUAGAGCCGUUCAACGCCAGCAAAAACACGUUGACAGCAUCGAGACCAUCUCAGCGUCCCUGACUUGCACCAAUCAAGCUAGCUGCAAUACCCCACGCGCGAAACUGCGGUGAGCUGCAAAUCCCUGCAUAGCCGCAUGCCCCUCCAAACUCCAAAAUAUAUCCCUUCCUCGACACUCAGUCAUUGCACCCUUGCUCCUCUGCCGAAUUGCUUCCGGGACUUGUAAAUAGGUCAAUUGGAAGUGCUUCUGCACUCAGAUACCUUUCCACCACGACUUUAGCCCAAAAUAUUCGGAAAGCUUUCAAGAUGGCCGCCGCAGCAUCUGUCUAUCCCCCGCUGAACGAGCGCCCCAUCAAGAACACAGUCCUCCUCUUCGACGUCGAUGACACGCUCACUAAGCCCCGACAACUCGUCAAGCCCGAAAUGGCCCAGCUCCUCUCCGAGCUCCGGCACAAAGUCGCGAUCGGCUUCGUAGGCGGAUCCAAUCUCGUCAAGCAGCAAGAACAGCUCGGCAUAAACGGCGUCGAUGUAACCACGUUCUUCGACUUCGCCUUCGCCGAGAACGGAUUGACGGCAUACCGGAUGGGAGAGCAGCUUGCGAGCGCGAGCUUCAUCGGGUGGAUUGGCGAGGAGAAGUACAAGGAGCUUGUGAAGUGGAUCCUGCACUACAUUGCCGACCUCGACCUCCCCAUCAAGCGCGGCACCUUCGUCGAGUUCCGCAACGGCAUGAUCAACGUGUCCCCCAUCGGCCGCAACGCCAGCGUCGCCGAGCGCAACGACUACGAAGCCUACGACAAGCAGCACCACAUCCGCACGACCAUGAUCGAGAAGCUCAAGGCCGCCUUCCCCGACCUAGGCCUCACCUACUCCGUCGGCGGCCAGAUCUCCUUCGACGUGUUCCCCACCGGCUGGGACAAGACGUACUGCCUGCGGCACAUCGAGGUGGACAAGGAGAGGCCUGAUGGCGUCGAGUAUACGACGAUUCACUUCUUUGGGGAUAAGGCGUAUAAGGGGGGCAAUGAUUGGGAGAUUUACUCGGAUGAGCGGACGGUGGGGCAUGCCGUGAAGAAUCCGGAUGAUACGUUUAGGCAGCUGAAGGAGAUGUUUCCUUGAAGGACUGUGGACGAGGCACGCCCAUGUGGAGGCUACGGGCCGCUAUAAGGAAUGAUUAUCUGGGUCCUAGACAUGCAGGGUCUGGAGGGAUACGACAGACUUAGGUGGACACUGACACAUGGCAUAGCGGGAGCAUGACAGCUACGUGCUUAUAGACCGAUAUUCCCCUGUUUUCGAUGCAAAUGAAAAGCAUGAUUUCGAGC